Exophiala oligosperma is the source of this 1491-nucleotide messenger RNA. RefSeq lists its product as uncharacterized. Gene Ontology annotation, cellular component: plasma membrane. Gene Ontology annotation, biological process: carboxylic acid transport; transmembrane transport. The transcript is spliced from 6 exons. Gene Ontology annotation, molecular function: carboxylic acid transmembrane transporter activity. Bases 1 to 1491 code for a protein of 496 amino acids. The record is from RefSeq and is a predicted model, not a curated record. NCBI's taxonomy places the organism in Eukaryota, Fungi, Ascomycota, Eurotiomycetes, Chaetothyriales, Herpotrichiellaceae.
AUGCGUACUUCAUCGUACUUCUCCAAUAUCAAGUUCUUGAUCGUUGCUGGUGUUGGCCUUUUUGGUGAUGGGUACUUGAACAUUAGCAUUGGACUUGUCGUCCCAAUGAUAGGCUACCUCUACUUCGAUGACAAGAAGAACACGAUCCCCACCAUAUCUGGGGAUCUCAUCAAGUCUGGCCUCGCCAUCGGCAUGGUCUGUGGUCAAGUCGGCUUUGGGAUCUUUGGUGACGCUCUGGGCCGCCACAGGAUCUAUGGAAAAGAACUCAUGUUCACAAUCUUUGGUACUCUGAUGGUCAUUCUCAUGCCAUGGGGGCACAUUUCUCACCAAAGCGUACUUGCGUGGAUGACUGUUUUCCGUAUCGUCACCGGAUUCGGUAUCGGAGGAGAUUAUCCAAUGACCUCUUCCCUCUCUGCCGAACACACUCCCAUGGGCUCCCGUGCGAAACUCGUGGCGACAAUCUUUUCCUCCAUCGGUCUCGGAAGUAUGACUUCAAGCAUCGUCUACCUGGUGCUCCUGGCUGCGUUCAAGUCUUCUGUCAACGACAAUAUUCACCACCUUCAAUGGGUCUGGCGAUUGCUCUUCGGCAUUGGCCUCAUACCUCUCAUCUGCACUUUAUACUUUCGCUUGACGAUGCCUGAAAGCAAGCCGUAUGAAAAAUUUGCUGAUGAUCCUAUAGAUGUUGCUACAGAGACAUCUCUGAAACAUAAUGGCCAGCGUGGUCUUCAUCAGCAAUGGCGAGAUUUCAGAGUUUACUUUUCCGAAUGGAAACACGCCAAAGUGUUGUUUGGUGUCAGCGCAGCUUGGUUCCUCUUUGACAUUGCAUUCUACGGUAUCAACCUAAACCAAUCUAUUGUACUGUCAAAGAUUGGUUAUGGUAAAGCCGACACGCCGUGGGGUACUCUGUGGAACACGGCCGUCGGUAACAUUAUCGUCUCUUCUGCUGGGUACCUUCCCGGAUUCUACAUUGGCAUCUUCCUCCCCGACCUAGUCGGGAGAGUAAGUCAACAAUUCUGGUGCAGUGUGGGAGUCGUCAUUCUCUACGCCAUCUGGGCGGGGGUAUCCCACCACACUUCUACCGGCGGGCUCGUCACCAUUUUUACUCUCUCUCAGCUUGUUCUUAACAUGGGCCCCAACGUGUCAACCUUUUUGUUGCCUGUCGAGGUUUUUCCCACCCGCGUCCGGGGUACCGCUCAUGGUAUCGCCGCUGCGUCAGGAAAGGUCGGGGCCAUCGUCACAUCUUUCGCGUUUGGUUCAUUGACGGACGCCAUCGGUCUUCCCGGUGUCUUGGGUUUCCUCGCCGGCAUCAUGGCCUUGUGUGCAGCCGUGACCUUGUUGAUUCCAGAAACCAAAGGUCGUUCGAUCGACGAAAUCGAACGUGGAAUCCUAUACGGGGAGGAUGAUAAGAGCGGGCAAACCACAAGCUCCUCCGACUCUUCUCCCGAGUUGGAAGGACGCGACCAAGUCUUUUCCAAAUCUGCAGAAGCAUGA